Molecule: messenger RNA, 324 nt
Organism: Trypanosoma rangeli
Lineage: Eukaryota; Euglenozoa; Kinetoplastea; Trypanosomatida; Trypanosomatidae
Product: Rab5-interacting family protein
Exons: 1
Coding region: 1-324 (107 amino acids)
Biological process (GO): autophagosome assembly; protein folding in endoplasmic reticulum
Cellular component (GO): membrane; endoplasmic reticulum; EMC complex
Source: RefSeq, a predicted model, not a curated record
AUGAGCCUAGGGAAGACCAUUUAUGUGGAUGAGGAUCUUGGAGAAAACAUGGCAAGCAUGUCCCAGAUCAGAACGAUGAGCGCUCUCCUAGCUGGUGUUGGGGCAGGAGUGAUGGGCUUGACAGGUAUCACUGGCGCGGUGUUCUUCUUGCUAUGCGCAGUACUAAGCUCCUUUAUAAUACUGAAAAUUGGUUGUGAAGGUGCCCCUGAACGCUACUUCCCAUCCGGAACAAAACAAUUUUUCUCACUUGGUAACCUCGCCACUGGUGCCAUGACGUACAUCUUGGCAUGGACCGUUGCAUACGACGCAAUCUACAUUUUCUAG